GGCUCUCUCGUCGCGGCGCCGUCAGUGUGCGUGUUACCAACGCAGCCUGCUCCCCGCAAGUCCCCACACCGCUCCCAUUAAUGCGCCUGCGCGAUGCAAGACGCUCCUGGCGACUACUGUGUCGGCCCUCUCAGCAUCCGGGUCCCUAAGCCAGAGGCCUCUUUGUUUACUUUGCUGAGAGGGGCGGGGUUGGCGUCGCUGAAAGGAGCCAGACUGCGGAGCGAGCCGGUUGCCUCAAGAAAGAGCUUGUAGGGUGCACAAACAUGUCUGGAUUCCUGGAGAACAUGAGGUGUUCAGAAUGUGUUGACUGGGGAGAAAAACGAAAUACAAUAGCUUCAAUUGCAGCUGGGGUGCUGUUUUUUACAGGUUGGUGGAUUAUUAUAGAUGCAGCUGUUAAAUAUCCAGAGUCGGGUGACUUCAACCAUUCAUACCAUGCCUGUGGAGUUAUAGCUACAGUUGCAUUCCUAAUGAUCAAUGCAGUAUCCAAUGGACAAGUGCGUGGAGAUAGUUACAGUGAAGGCUGCCUUGGGCAAACAGGUGCUCGCAUCUGGCUGUUCAUCGGUUUCAUGUUGGCAUUUGGAUCUCUGAUUGCAUCUAUGUGGGUCCUCUUUGGAGGCUAUGUUAUUACUGACAAAACAGACAAACUGCCAGUGUAUCCAGGAAUAGCCGUCUUCUUCCAAAAUGCUUUUAUCUUUUUUGGUGGUCUGGUCUUUAAGUUUGGUCGCACUGAAGAUCUGUGGCAAUAAGGGCAUCUCUGCUGUUAGUUUUUUAAAUGACCCACUCCAUUUUGUAAACACUAGUAUCUGAUCAGCAAAGAUGAAAACUGUCCACACUUUUACAAUCAUGACAUAUAUUUCCGUUUUCCUUUCUGUUUGAGAUAGCUUCCUAUUCUUGGCUUUAAAUAUUGUAGCUUGUGACUAAAAUGCAAAACUGACCUUGUAAAAUGCUUUUACUAAAUGUUUUUGUUAUAAAUAUUCAACUAUACAAAUGUGGUGUGUUUGCACAGUGUAAAAGGCUAUUUUUAAAUAUGGAAAUAUUUGACAUUUUGUAUGUAAAGUUUACAGAUGGAAGAUGUUAACUCUGUGUAUAAAACUGUAAUGGAGAUAUGUACUGGAAAAAUUCUUGCUUGUUUGACUAAGAUGGCAGUUUCCCAGCUGUCUUUUGGGUUCCUUAGAAGCUGAUCAGGCAUUCCUCAGAGAGAAGGACAAGUUUCCUUCAGAGAAGGAACAUCAGGGGAGCAUUGGUUAUGUUUUAGGGCACAGCCACACAACUUUGGCCCUCCUGCAAAUGUUGGAAUACAGUUCCCACCAUUCCUGGCUAUUGGCCACUGUUGGUGAGAGAUGAUCUCAAAGAGGAGAGCUGGCCUUGUGGUAACAAGCAUGACUUGUCCCCUUAGCUAAGUAGGGUCUGCCCUGGUUGCAUAUGAAUGGGAGACUAGAAGUGUGAGCACUGUAAGAUAUUCCCCUCAGGGGAUGGAGCCGCUCUGGGAAGAGCAGAAGGCUCCAAGUUCCCUCCCCAAGAUAGGGCUGGGAGAGAUAUUCCUGCCUGCAACCUUGGAGAAGCCGCUGCCAGUCUGUGAAGACAAUACUGAGCUAGAUAGACGAAUGGUCUUGCUCAGUAUAUGGCAACUUUCUGUGUUCCUGUGAUGGAAGUUGUAGUUAAAAAACAGCUGGAGAGCCAAAGUCAUCCUUUAUGGCAUCAUUUUAGUCCAAGUGGGGGAACAAGUGAAGUAUACUGAGGAUGUAUCCCCAGAACACACCCCAGAAUCCUCUGCAGGGCCAGAUUUAGGCACGAGCUAAGUAAGCUACAGCUUAGGGUCUCACAUGAUGAGAGACCCCUGAAUACCAAAAAAAGGUCUGAAUUGCAAGUUUUAAAAAAUUGGUUAAAAAAUAAAGGAGAAGGGGGAAAAGGCUAAAACAGACAUGAUUUUUUAAAAGGACAAAAAUAUAUGUAUAUGGCUACACAAUUAUCCUAUUGAGUUUAUAAAUCUGUGCAGAAAAAACUGAGUUGUAUCAAAAAUUUAUUAGACUAGGUUUAGACCACCGCCCGCCAUCACGGUUACAGGCAGUGUUUGCCUUUCAGAAGAGCACUGCUGUAACCGUGAGCAACACGGCGAGGAGGGUAAGGGGGGCCCUGGGCAGCCUUUGAAGCUUGAUGUAGUUUAGGGCCUCAGCAUGUCAUAAUCAGGCCCUGAUCCUCUGCAGGGUACUCAUCUUUAGUAGAUGAGUCAGUGUGGAAAAUGAAGGGCGAGAGCUUGAAAGCCACAAGGUGAAGUGCUGUGCUUAUGCAAGAAAGGUCCAGUUCAAAAUUAAUAUGUCUCCCCCCCACCCCAGCACCCUCCUUAAAAUCCAAACUAUCCUCUAAGUCACAACAAGAAUGUGCAUUACUGGAGUGAAUGUGAUAAGAUUCACUUAUCACUGCAAACAAAUCUUUAACAAGGAAGAGCAAACACAGAACUUUGGGUGGUUUUAAUAAAGCAGAUAUUAAACCUCAUUUUUACACUGUCUUAUGGCCGCAGGUGGAAAGUGAUUCUUUCCAGUGUCUCGUUGGCUGCAGUCUGGAUAUGUGUAUUCAGUAGCCAGCAGCUAAAUGGGGGAACUAGAAAUGAAAGUAUAGUGUUGCAUGAGAAAACAAAUCUUAAAUAGUCACACAGAACAUUAAAAAAAAACACCUUUACUUUUUUUUAGGGAUCCUGAUUCUUCACACUACAUUCCUACAGGUAUUUACUAAGGGUCAGACUAGAUGUGACAUGGGUGACCCAUGAUCAGAUUUCCAAAAGUCUUUUCCUUUGGUUAAAAGCUGAUCUAGUGGGGUGGGCAGUUUGGAUUAGGACCACAGUGCUAGGGGAGGGGAAGUUUCUCUCCCUGUGCCAUUUCCACAAGUUGAAUCUCUCACAUGCAUGUCAAAGCUACUAUUAGCGAUGCUAGGGGGGAAAUACAGUGGAAUGGGGGGGGGUCCCUCUUGCCCCCCUCCCUGGGCAAUUUGUUUGUAUAGCACUUCAUACAAUUAUAAAUGUUCCCCAAUUUAUAUUGACCCUUCUCUUAUAAGGCUCUUGAGAUGCAUCUGCCAUUGUACAGACACAGAACAGAACACACUAGGACUCUUCUCAUGUUCCUGAGUCGGGUCCUAUCCAAGUUUGGGAGCUGUGUGCACUCCUGUUGCUCUCCCGUUUUCCAAUCGGUAAAAAGCAAGAUAGGAGGGGGAGGAUGAGAUCAUCUGCUAAGCAGCUGCUGAGUUGGAGGGCUUUCCGUCCUACCUUGUUAAGCAGCUGCUGGAUAGGACAGAGCCCUCUGACCCACCAGCUGCUUAGCAGACAAUCACUUCCUCCUCCUCCUACCUUACUCUUUACUUAGAUGACUGGAAAACGGAAGCACACACAGCUCCCAAAUCUGGAUAGGACUUGUCCCCUACCCUCAUUAGAAUUGUGUAAACCCGGCCUACUGACUUGCUGAGUCCACCCUAGUGAAUGCAUAGCUAAGUCAAGCUAAGAAUCUGAGCCUUCUAGUCCCAAGCUCCAAAAAUCUUGGCUCCGAAAUGCAUUGGUACUGAAAAUAUUGGCCUACGUUUGUAUAUAUCCCAAACAGGAUUCAUAGAUUCCUUUUUAAGUCAAUUCACACAACCCCAUUUGAGCAUAUGAUUGCCAUCUCCAAGUAUCUGAAGUGCUGACACACAGAUGAAGGAGUGGCCUAGUUCUCUGUUGCUCCUGAGGGUGGGCCAGUGGGUUAAAACAAGAAAGCAGAUCCAAGCUAGAGAUCAAGAAGAAUGUCCUAAAACGUCAGAGCUGUUUGACAGUGGAAACGUCUGCCUCAGCCAGUGGUGGACUCUCUCAUUGGAGGUUUUCAAACAGAGGUUGGACAGCUGGCGGUCAGGAUGCUGUAGCAGACCCUUUCACUGAGCAGGGAGUUAGACAUGGAGGCCUCCCAGGUCCCUUCUGACUCUAAAAUUCUGUGGUUCAAUGAGGUCAUUCACACAAUCGAAAACUCUGUCCUACCUGGGUUUGGGAGCUUUGUGUGUGCUCCCAAUUUUUGGUUGUGUGGAAGCAAGCUAGGAGGGAAAGCUGGGUAGAAGUAAUUGUGUGGAAGCAAGGUAGAAGGAAAAGCUACCGAGCUUUCCCUCCUAGCUCUUACAAAUAAUGAGGGAGAUUUAUUUAUUUUUUGAGGUGCUCUAGAGCAGGGAUUCUCAACGUUGGGUCCCCAGAUGUUAUUGGACUUCAACUCCCAUAACCUCCAGCCCCAGUGGCCUUUAGUUGGGGAUUAUGGGAGUUGAAGUCCAAUAACAUCUGAGGACUCAACGUUGAGAAUCCCUGCUCUAGAGCACAAAGGCACCUGUUUCUAACAGCCCUCAGGGGUUUAAUCAGUUUAGGGCUGGCAACUUGACCAACGAAGCACAUGUGUAAGGAGGCUUUGCGGGAAUCCAUCAGGCACCCUAUGCCGCUCCCUCAAUCAUCCUACGCAUGUACUGUUGUGCCAGAGGGCUAAGACUUCCAGGCGCUGCAGAAGCACUUUGCAAGGUUGGAAACCUGUCGCUGGUCCUCACCAACAGGUUUCCUGUCUUGUAGAGUGCUUUCAGGGUGCAUCCAAUGCUCAGAAGUCUUAGUCCUCUGGUGUAACAGCAUCUGCAUAGGAGGACUGAAUGAGAUGCACACAGGCUUCCAGUGCAUCCAUGCAGAGCCUCCUUAUGCAAAUGCUUUGUUCGGAUGUCAGCCAGGAAAUACAAGAUACCUAGUCCUUUGUAUAAACCAGUUGUAUAGCUCUUGGAAUUACGUUUUAUGAGUUAUAAGGAAUUGCACCGUUUUGUCAUGUAAUAUGUUGUUAUUCAAUAAAAAAAUAUUGGGGGGGAAUGCACCGUCCUUGUUUGAA
Molecule: messenger RNA, 4859 nt
Organism: Hemicordylus capensis (graceful crag lizard)
Lineage: Eukaryota; Metazoa; Chordata; Lepidosauria; Squamata; Cordylidae
Gene: TMEM50A
Product: transmembrane protein 50A
Exons: 7
Coding region: 264-746 (160 amino acids)
Biological process (GO): protein targeting to vacuole; late endosome to vacuole transport via multivesicular body sorting pathway
Source: RefSeq, a predicted model, not a curated record